This is a messenger RNA of Etheostoma cragini (Arkansas darter), 814 nucleotides long. RefSeq names its product adenylate kinase 6 (gene ak6). The record is from RefSeq and is a predicted model, not a curated record. The transcript is spliced from 6 exons. Lineage: Eukaryota; Metazoa; Chordata; Actinopteri; Perciformes; Percidae. Gene Ontology annotation, molecular function: ATP binding; ATP hydrolysis activity; AMP kinase activity. Bases 154 to 678 code for a protein of 174 amino acids. Gene Ontology annotation, cellular component: cytoplasm; nucleus.
CUGCAGUGUUUGUAUCAAUCUGCGAAGGCUGGCGAGUGUGAGGCGACGUGAUAGCAAAAGUCUUGCUAGCUAGCUACCGAAAGUCUUCCAUUUUUUCCGAGUCCUCUUUUUCAGGUGGCCGUUGUCGAGACACGUGUUGGCUGCUAGCAAGCUAUGAAGAUGAGGAAGCGUCCGAACGUCCUGUUAACAGGAACCCCUGGUGUUGGAAAGACCACUUUGGGAAAGGAGCUGGCCCAGAGGACAGGGCUCACCUAUGUCAACAUAGGAGACCUGGCCCAGGAAGGACAACUUUACGAUGGCUACGAUGAAGAGUACCAGUGCCCAAUUUUGGAUGAGGACAGGGUGGUGGAUGAGCUGGAUGAAAAGAUGGUAGAAGGUGGUGCAAUCGUUGACUAUCACGGCUGUGACCUGUUCCCUGAACGCUGGUUCCACAUCGUCUUUGUCCUCCGCACAGACAACACCCAACUAUACACACGGCUAGAGAGCAGGGGCUACGCAGGGAAGAAGCUGCAGGACAACGUGCAGUGUGAGAUCUUCCAGACCAUCUACGAGGAGGCCAUGGAAGCCUACAGCGAGGAGAUCGUCCACCAGUUGCCCAGCAACACCCCCGAGGACCUGGAGCGCAACCUGGAGCAGAUAGUUCAGUGGAUCGAGCAGUGGAUGAAGGACCACAACUAGAAGCUGAGCCCAGCCUGCUGCUGGCAUCCACUGGCAGGACUGUCGAUUAAAAAACGAAUUGAUUGUGGUUAUUUUCCAAUCUGCAUUUAUUUUCCUAGAUUUUGCCAUAAAGAAGACUGAUAUAUCCAAAGACUAA